Messenger RNA from Doryrhamphus excisus (bluestripe pipefish), 2509 nucleotides. RefSeq names its product crystallin, zeta (quinone reductase)-like 1 (gene cryzl1). NCBI's taxonomy places the organism in Eukaryota, Metazoa, Chordata, Actinopteri, Syngnathiformes, Syngnathidae. The record is from RefSeq and is a predicted model, not a curated record. Gene Ontology annotation, molecular function: oxidoreductase activity.
GCGAAAAAGAAGAAGCAGUCACAUGAUACAGGAAGUAAACCAAACAGAGCAAUGAGAGAUAAAUAUUCAACUAUCAGUUUCUAACCACAUUUCUGUUAUAAACUGUACACAAAUAAUUACAUUUUACAGUUUCAGUAAACAGGCAUUUAAAGUGAAAUAGCAUGAAAGGCUUAUUUUGCCGAACCAAUGGGGGCGAGCUGAAAUUCGUCAUUCAGGAGACGACUCUUCCUGAGGUCUUAGGCAGCCAUGAGGUCAGAGUUCAAGUGAAGGCGUGUGGACUCAGCCCUCUGGACCUCAAGUUUCUCCAAGAUGUGGGCAUGCAAAGGGAUUUGAUACCCGUGGGCAGGGAGGUGGCCGGCGUCGUACGAGAAGUGGGUUCCAAAGUUUCCUUCUUCCAGCCAGACGAUGAGGUUGUCGGUAUUCUUCCUCUGGACUCCACCUGCUCUGGCCUGUGUGAUGUCAUCGACGUGGAUGAACAGUAUCUAGUUGAGAAGCCAAACAAGCUCAGCUACGUAAAUGCUGCCGGAGCGCUGCAGGAUGGUCUCCGUGCGUACAGCGCCCUUCACACUCACGCUCGCAUGGCGGCCGGGCACACGCUCCUGGUGAUGGACGGCGCCAGCUCUUUUGGCUUGAUGUGCAUCCAGCUGGCGUGUUAUCACGGCGUGAAGGUUCUGACCACGUCACACUCAGAGCAGCAGCACACCUUCUUGGAGCAGCUGAGGCCCAGUGUAGGUGUUCAAGAGCCUCUUGUCGCCAGGGUGAUUCCCGUCUACAAAAACCCAUCAGACCUCCUUCCUGUCGUCCUGGAGGAAACCGGGGGCCUGGGAGUGGACAUAGUCGUGGACUCUGGAGUACUUUUGCAGGAAAAGGAGGAGCCAGAGGAACUGAUGCUCCUCCCACACAAGCAUGACAUCAUCAGUGUUUUAGCAGUGGGGGGGCACUGGGUGACAGCCCACCAAGAUCUGCAAUUGGACCCCCCUGACUGCAGACUGAUCUUCUUGAAGUCCGCCUGCGUGUCUUUCCUCAACCCUGAAGCCUGGUCCGUGGCGGCGGCCCAGCAGGGACGAUAUCUACAUAUAUUGAAGGACAUCAUGGACAAGAUGUCAUCUGGAGUGCUCAGACCCCAGCCCGAGGCGGCGGCGUCUCUCCAGGAAGCCACAGUUGCCAUGGAGAGUGUGCAGCUUCAGCACAUAAAAAAGACUGUUGUGCAACUAUAAACAGCCGACUGGUAAGGUGUGUGGCGUUGAUGGACUUCCUUUCCAUUCUUAUCAGAACACAAUUUGAGGCGAAGAUAUUCCAGGUAGGUUUAGGAGAGGCAUCUUGUUGGUACACUUCCAAGUUGAGAGUUACAACAACACAGUGACAGUUUAAAAGACGGAUAAAAACUGUGUUUGGUGCCAUUGUGAUUAAAGUCAUCUUUGUCAAUGUCAGAGUCAAGGUCGGUCUCUCUGGCGGUCGUUCCGAAUGCUUGCAGUCAAACAUCAGCUUGCAUACUUCCUAUCGCUUGGCUUGGCGACACACUUGCCUCUCCAAGCGAUUGUCGUAGCGACUCCAGGCAGCUUCCCAGGAUGCAUUUCUCCUCCAGCCGCAGUGACUCCACAACCUGCAGAUGCUCUUUCGGUUCCUCCCCUUGCUGGAGAAGCCUGGAGAUCUGAAAGAAUAAGCAAUGACCAGCGUGUGUGUGUGUGUUAGGGGUAUAAACGUCUUAGUGGUACAAUACAAUAAAUGAACGAUUUGACACAAUUCUAUGGUUACAUUUGUUGAUGUAGACAAUGGAUAUCAAUUUUGGAAAUACGAGUCAACAUACAGGGCUGCACGGCAGUCGAGUGGUUAGCGCGUAGACCUCACAGCUAUGAGACCAGGGUUCAAUUCCACCCUCGGCCAUCUCUGUGUGGAGUUUGCAUGUUUUUCUCCGGGUACUCCGGUUUCCUCCCACAUUCCAAAAACAUGCUAGGUUAAUUGGCCACUCCAAAUUGUCCAUACGUAUGAAUGUGAGUGUGAAUGGUUGUUUGUCUAUAUGUGCCCUGUGAUUGGCUGGCCACCAGUCCAGGGUGUACCCCGCCUCGUGCCCCAAGACAGCUGGGAUAGGCUCCAGCAACCCCCGCGACCUUCGUGAGGAAAAGCGGUAGAAAAUGAAUGAAUCAACAUACAGUUUCCAACGGCACUUUCUCCCACGCUGCACAGAUAGCCUACUCUACUUUAUAUUUGUCCCAAAUGCAUAAACCAGGGGUGUCAAACUCAGCCGGUCACUAAAGCAGGUGAUUUUAAUGAUUAACCUUCCUUUGAUAUGAGGGAAGUAGCUCGUCAAUGAAAUCACCUGCUGGAGAAACUGCUUGGAAAGAAAACCUUCAGUGCUUAUGCCACACGUGUCGACAGGGGGCCGAAGGGUUAAAUUCGAUGAUUUUAUGGAGUGCUAAUAUUUGUUCAGUGCACAGUCUCUCUGAAAAACAAAAGUCAAGGCUGGUACUGGUGGCUGGUACAAUAACUAAGAUACAUAAUAUGGCUAUAA